Messenger RNA from Zingiber officinale, 2189 nucleotides. RefSeq names its product protein NRT1/ PTR FAMILY 4.3-like. NCBI's taxonomy places the organism in Eukaryota, Viridiplantae, Streptophyta, Magnoliopsida, Zingiberales, Zingiberaceae. The transcript is spliced from 6 exons. Gene Ontology annotation, molecular function: transmembrane transporter activity. The record is from RefSeq and is a predicted model, not a curated record. The coding region runs from base 86 to 1906 and encodes 606 amino acids. Gene Ontology annotation, biological process: transmembrane transport. Gene Ontology annotation, cellular component: membrane.
UUCCAUUUCCUAUGCUAUUUUCCCAUCGGUUGCUCCGAUCCUUGUAGCCACUGGCCUGAUCUUUUGCUACAGCUUUGCAUUCGCAAUGGCAGCAGUCGAUGAGAAGAGCAUAGCGAUGGAGGUAGACGAGGCCGGUGCCAGCGGCGAACACGCUCCUCCCCAAUCAUCGUGGCGGGUGAGGAAAGGCGGUUACAGAGCCACCAUGUUCUUAUUUGUGAUGUCGGGAUUGGACAGCGUAGGAUUCGUUGCGAACAUGGUGGGCUUGGUCAUCUACUUCAUUGUGGUGUUGCACUUCGACUUGGCGGAGGCUUCCACCACGCUCACCAACUUUAUGGGUGCAACUUUCCUCAUCUCCUUGCUGGGAGGUUUCAUCUCUGAUACCUACAUGACCCGCCUCAAUACGGUUCUCGUCUUCGGAAUUUUUGAAAUACUGGGGUAUGGGCUUUUAACCGUACAAGCCCACAAAAGCAGUUUGCGGCCGCCAGCCACGUGCUUUACGUGCCCGCUCAAGGACGGCAACUUGCGGCUGUUCGAGACGACGUUGUGCCUGCUCGCUGUGGGCUUCGGCGGCACGCGCGGGGCGUUGCCGGCGCUGGGCGCCGACCAGUUCGACAAGAGCAACCCCAAGGAAGCACGUCAACUCACCAGCUACUUCAAUUGGCUCCUCCUCAGCGUCACUGUCGGUGCCAGCAUCGGCGUCACGUUCAUCGUCUGGCUCAGCACCGAGAAGAACCGCUGGGCCUUGGCGUUCUUCAUUUGCAUGGUCCUCGCCAUCGCCGGUUUCAUAUGCCUCGCCGCAGGGAAGCCUUUCUACCGCGUCCGGGUACCCGGAGACAGCCCAAUGCUGAAGCUUAUUCAGGUUGUCAUCGUUUCCAUUAGAAAUCGGAAAUUACCACUGCCGGACAAUGCAGAUGAACUAUAUGAGAUGGAUGAGAAAGACCAUAGCAAGAUUAAGCAUGAAGAAGUUCUGGAUCACACAAGUCAGUUGAGGUUCUUCGACAAGGCAGCAGUGUUGGCUGCAGGGACUAACCCGGAGCCAUGGAAGGUGUGCCCCGUUACCCAAGUCGAGGAGCUUAAGAUCAUCAUCCGCAUGCUCCCGAUCCUAGCGAGCACGGUCGUGAUGAACACCUGCCUGGCGCAAUUGCAGACCUUCUCGGUGGCGCAGGGUCGAAUAAUGGACCUCAGCCUUGGCCAUUCCUUCAAGGUCCCCCCUGCCUCCAUCCCGGUCAUCCCGCUCGUCUUCAUGUCUUUCCUUCUCCCCCUCUACAACAUGCUCUUUGUCCCCUUCGUCCGUCGCUUCACCGGCCGCCCCUCCGGCAUCUCCCACCUCCAGCGCGUGGGAAUCGGCCUCGUCCUCUCCGCCGUCUCCAUGGCCAUAGCCGCCGUCGUCGAGGUCAAGCGGCGUAACGCCUUCGUCCAUCACAACGAGCAGAUCAGCCUCUUCUGGCUCUCCUUCCAGUAUGGUAUUUUUGGUAUCGCAGACAUGUUCACGCUAGUCGGUCUCAUGGAGUUCUUCUACAGCGAGGCGCCUACCGGGAUGCGGUCCCUCUCCACCUCCCUCUCCUAUCUCUCCCUCUCCCUCGGCUACUUCCUCAACACGGUGUUGGUGCACGCCAUCAACGCCGUCACCGCCCGCCUCGCCCGCAGCCACCGUGGAUGGAUCGAGGGAACCGAUCUUAAUAUCAUAAACCUCGACUUGUUCUACUGGUUCCUCUCCAUUCUCAGCUGCCUAAACUUUGGGGUAUAUCUCCUAUGUGCCACGUGGUACAAGUACAGGCGAGAUUACAAGAUCAAUGGUACUGAUGAUCAACUGAAACAACUGCAGCAAUCCCACAAUGAUCCCGAUGAUCAACUGAAACAACUGCAGCAAUCACAAAAUGAUCCUGAUGAUCAACCGCGGACCUGAGUUCGCGUUCCAUGUGUCAGCCACAUUCAUAUAUGUAUGGUUGCCUAUAUAGCUCGUUGCUUCUAGAUUGCGUAGGAAUUGUGGAUCGCAAUUGGUGUGUGACCCUCCCGUCCCGUGAGAAAGUCCUGUGGCAGAAGAGCAUUGUAGUUCUGUUUUUUACCAGACAUUAUAAGUUGCUAAUUAGCAUCCGAAACAUUAUUGGUUUCGUAAGGACAAACAGUAUUAGAAGGACCAAUAAAGCUCGUUUUUAUGCAAAAUGAUGUCAUCUCUAGGCAAACGUGCA